This is a messenger RNA of Talaromyces atroroseus, 1437 nucleotides long. RefSeq lists its product as hypothetical. The transcript has 10 exons. The coding region runs from base 1 to 1437 and encodes 478 amino acids. NCBI's taxonomy places the organism in Eukaryota, Fungi, Ascomycota, Eurotiomycetes, Eurotiales, Trichocomaceae. The record is from RefSeq and is a predicted model, not a curated record. Gene Ontology annotation, molecular function: dihydrolipoyllysine-residue succinyltransferase activity. Gene Ontology annotation, cellular component: oxoglutarate dehydrogenase complex. Gene Ontology annotation, biological process: tricarboxylic acid cycle.
AUGGCUAGCCGAACAAACAUCUCGCGCUUGUCGAAGCAAAACUUCCUGAAAUCUGCCCACAACUUGCACAGGCCUCUGUCGUCUUCACGCGCCUAUUCAUCGUUUGCCUUGGCUUCGCAGAGAACCUCGCUGCGCCCUCAAAGACCGUUGCGUUUCGCUGGGUACAGUCAUCCCCCCUUCCUCGGCAAUUGGCUAGACUACAAAGCUGAGACGUUGCAGAGUACAAUCUCCCGAAUUCAAACUGGGCUUGCUAGCCACACAGCAAACUCGUCAUUAUGUCUAGCCGACACAAUCGUCAAGGUGCCAGAGAUGGCCGAGUCGAUUACAGAGGGUACUUUGAAGCAGUUUACGAAACAGGUUGGCGAUUUCGUGGAACGCGACGAGGAAAUUGCGACGAUCGAAACCGACAAGAUCGAUGUCUCUGUGAACGCCCCCGAGUCCGGAACUAUCAAGGAGCUCCUCGUUAAUGAGGAGGACACUGUGGUUGUUGGACAAGAACUUGUGAAGCUAGAGCCCGGUGAGGGAGGUGCACCAGCUGAGAAGCCCAAGGAAGAAGCUGCUCCGGAGAAGGCCGAGGAGAAGAAGACCGAACCAGCUCCGCCCAAGCCUGAGACGAAGGAACCAGAAGCUGCUCCUUCGAAACCUGAGCCUGUCAAAGAAAAGCCUGCACCAAAACCCACCGAGACUAAGAAACCAGAGCCCGAACCAACCCCAGCUCCCAAGGCUGGAAGCCGUGAUGAGCGACGUGUUAAAAUGAACCGCAUGCGCCUGCGCAUUGCGGAACGUCUCAAGCAAUCUCAAAACACCGCUGCUUCUCUCACUACAUUCAACGAAGUUGAUAUGUCCUCGCUGAUGGAAUUCCGCAAGUUGUACAAGGACGACGUCUUGAAGAAGACCGGAGUGAAGCUCGGAUUCAUGAGCGCUUUCUCUCGUGCCUGUGUCCUGGCCAUGCGAGACUUGCCCGCCGUCAACGCUUCGAUUGAAGGUCCCAACGGAGGUGACACUAUUGUCUACCGCGACUACGUCGAUCUUAGUGUUGCUGUUGCUACAGAGAAGGGUCUUGUUACCCCCGUUGUGCGAAACACUGAAUCUUUGGAUCUUGUUGGUAUCGAAAAGGCAAUUGCCGAUCUUGGAAAGAAGGCCCGUGACAACAAGUUGACCAUUGAAGACAUGGCUGGCGGUACAUUCACAAUCAGCAACGGCGGUGUUUUCGGAUCUUUGAUGGGCACUCCUAUCAUCAACUUGCCACAAACAGCCGUCCUCGGUCUGCAUGCCAUCAAGGAGAAGCCAGUGGCUAUCAACGGCAAGAUCGAAAUUCGCCCGAUGAUGUACCUUGCCCUUACCUACGACCACCGUCUGCUCGAUGGCCGGGAAGCCGUCACAUUCCUUGUCAAGGUCAAGGAAUACAUCGAAGACCCUCGCCGCAUGCUGCUAUAA